AUGGGACACUGGGGAGAUAUCUUCGGCUUCGAUCGCCGCACAGUAAACCGCCGCUUUCAGGUAGAGCGUCGCCGGCUUCUCCCUGCGUUCGCUGCCGAUGAGUUUCCAUCUUCUGAGUCCUCGAAGGAAAUUUCUAAGGUUGCUCUGCGUUUGAAAUAUCAAAUUGAGCAGCUGGUCCCCUGCGAGGUCCAGGAGAGCGUGCUGACUGACCCUAACAGUCGCAUUAUCACAGAGGAUGUGAUCAAGACAGCCAAAAACGCCGGCGGUGAGGAACACAAGGCCUGCGUUGUCUAUUGUCUUCUCACGUGUUUACGAUGGUUUAAGAUUCAGGCCUCUGUGGAGCUCUGGGAUGCGGAUCUCCACGGAGAUCGAGCUGUAGCUUGCGAGGUCAUUGCCAAGCGCAUCAUCGAUGGUGAGCAAGACCAGGACUAUCUGCUCAAAAACAUUCUCCUCAAGCGAUACUCCAUCUUUGUUGAAGGAGAAGAAACGGACCCGGCCAACGUUAUCGAGAGCUCGGUGGACCUCAGCGCUCUGCGAGUUAUCAGCUCAGCUGGAUACCAGAAAUGUAUCUCGUACCUGUGGCAAGGCUGGAUCUGCCAGGAAGAAGGCAAUCCGACCAAUUUCGUCGAGUACGGUGACAAGUCGAGCACCGAUUACUGGACUCACUUCCACCCCGACCGGAUGCGCACCCCUCUGUACCAGAACGUCUGCCAGAUCUUGUUCUCUCUGAUUUAUCUUGCACUAUACACGGCUGUGAUCAAUACUGUCAAUCCAACUGGCGACCUUGAUGUGGCCGAGUGCAUUCUUUAUACAAUGACGCUUGCGUUCAUUUGUGACGAAGGAGCCAAGGUCUGGAAAGUUGGUUUGAACUAUCUUGAGUUCUGGAAUGCCUUCAAUUCGACUCUUUACGCGCUGCUGGCAAUAUCCUUCGUUAUGCGCGUUGUUGCCUUGGCACAUUUGCCCUCGAGUCAGGAUGAAAAGCGGCAUUUGUUCAAUGAGCUGAGCUAUAACUUCCUGGCCUUUGCCGGUCCGAUGUUUUGGAUGCGUAUGAUGCUCUACUUGGACUCUUUCCGCUUCUUCGGUGCCAUGUUUGUGGUGUUGCGUGUCAUGAUGAAGGAGAGCAUAAUUUUCUUUGCUCUCCUGUUUGUGGUUCUGGUUGGUUUCUUCCAGGCUUUCAUUGGAAUGGCUCAAGUUGACUCCGAUGUCGACAUGACCCGCCCCAUUAUCCAGGGCAUGGCGAACUCUGUGAUGCAGAGCCCUGAAUUUGGAACUUUCCAGGACUUUGCAUUCCCCUUCGGCAUCAUUCUCUACUACAUUUUCAACUUCGUUGUCAUGAUCGUGUUAUUGAAUAUUCUGAUUGCGCUGUACAACAGUGCGUAUGAAGACAUCUCCGGUAACGCCACCGAUGAGUACAUGGCCAUCUUUGCCCAAAAGACCAUGCAAUUCGUUCGUGCCCCGGAUGAGAAUGUGUUCAUUCCGCCCUUCAACCUGAUCGAAAUACUGGGUCUUGUAGCUCCAUUCGAAUGGUGGCUUUCGCGAAAGCACUACGCCAAGCUUAACGACAUCGUAAUGGGUAUCAUUUACUCGCCUCUCCUCGUAAUCACUGCUUGGCUUGAGACCCGUGAGGCCAGACAAAUCCAAUGGAACCGUCGUCACGGAGAGGAGGACGAGAACGACGCCCAGGAAUGGGGACAUGUGGCUGAGGACGUUGACUUUGAUCUUGACGACAAUUGGAAGGAAGAGGUCAAGCAGAGCACGCCUGAUAUGAAGGCUGAUCCCUGCACAGCGGAGGUUCGGCAGCUGAAGGAACAGGUUGCCGCGCUGACGGAGAUGGUGAAGAAACUGACUGAGAAAAUGGAUCCGGUGGAUGGACUUUCUUGA
This is a messenger RNA of Penicillium cinerascens, 1881 nucleotides long. It is a transcript of the gene yvc1, whose product is annotated as putative potassium ion channel Yvc1. The record is from RefSeq and is a predicted model, not a curated record. The transcript is spliced from 5 exons. Bases 1 to 1881 code for a protein of 626 amino acids. NCBI's taxonomy places the organism in Eukaryota, Fungi, Ascomycota, Eurotiomycetes, Eurotiales, Aspergillaceae.